This is a messenger RNA of Rotaria sp. Silwood2, 1240 nucleotides long. Lineage: Eukaryota; Metazoa; Rotifera; Eurotatoria; Philodinida; Philodinidae. The record is from the annotation of a GenBank genome assembly.
AUGUUUCACGAUUCUCAAAAUCAAGCUUCAGGUAGAUUUAAUAUUAGUAGAAUAUUCGUACUGAUUAUUUUAUGUCAAUCCUAUACAAUUUUAGCAUCCGGUCAUAUAUUACCUGCCUUACAGCAGUCUUGUUCCAGUGCACGACAUGCCAUUCUACCUUCUUAUCCAACGCUCAACAAUGGUGAUGAUAUCCAUUUAUUAUUAGCCAAUAUUCCAAUACAUCAUCUCAAUCAAGAAGAUUUAGAACGAAGAUGUAAACAAGGAUAUCAUCAACCUACCUCGAUAGCACCAAGCAAUGAUCAUGAAAGACAAAUAUUUUUCUUGAGUCGUUUAUGGAAUGUCAACCGAGAUAUUUUAGAUUUUAAUUUUCGGUGUCUGAUCAAAUUAGCUAAAUUAUUAGCAGCCAAUCGAAUUCAUUGUUUUUCUACUAGACCCGAUCAAGAAUAUCUUGAUCAUGAUGACUAUUCUUUGGCAUUGGAAUUUUUCCUUCAACUCGAUCUUCAUCUCUUCUAUAUGAAGACUUGUUCCUAUCGAGGUGCACAACCUAUUGUAGUCGGUGACAAAAGUUUGUUUUGUCUAAGUGAAGCACAGGCUCGAUAUGGAAUGACACGAUGUCGUCAAAUAUCCUGUUGUUUAUGUUAUCCAUCUUACAAAUUGAUGUAUCGUCAGCAUCAACCAAUCAUUCAAUUUGGAUCACAUCAACAACAUACUUUUGUCAAUGGAUAUCGAUCUAUUCUCAAUUGUCCAGCAACAUGUACAACAAGAAAUAUUAUUUAUGUCCUUACUUGUCCAUGUCAUCAAGUGGAUUAUAUUGGUGAAACAAGUUCAUCGUUAAUUCAUCGUCUCGCUUGUAACGGAAAGAUGCAAUAUAUAUAUCAUUUGUUCUAUUUAGAGAAUACUGUUGUUUGCCUAGAUCAUCAAGAACAUGGAAAUCGUAUCGUACAAGAAUUUCUUUUCGGUAAGAAAAAUACAUUUCGAAUUCGAAAUGAAUUAAAAUCAUUCGAAACAUUGGUUAAAAAUGACAUGAAAAUCUAUCAACAUUCAACGCAUUGUCCAUCAGCGAUACAAUGGUUUCUUGAUGAAAAUCCUGCCUAUUGGCCUUUUAUUCCUAGCAAAAUGACCGAAGCAGAAGAACAAGACGAAGAAAAAGAACUAGUACAGUAAGAAUUAUCCUUCUUCUAUUCUUGUCCUAGUCGUAUACAUAAGAAUGAAACAGUUACACCGCUGAAACGGAUCGCUU